AAAAUGAAAAAAGAAUACAAAAAAAAAUCCCUCUCUGCUUUCUUGCUUAGUACCCACAAUCGAAUCGCGGUGGCUUCAACAAAAAUGACCAAAGAAUUCUCGGUGCCACCGGUAGUCUUCCGCUCCGGCGGUGGAGUCAACCCUCCUGCCGGAAACGUUAACCAACGCCGCGUACCAACGGCUCCUUUCCAACCCUCACGCCCUCCAUCCUCCUCCUCUUCCGCCAUACCUUUCAUGUCCUUCGACAUCGGCUCCGCAGCGUCAUCGUCCGGACCCUUCGGCGGCACAAUCUCCACCUCAGCAGCAUCCGGAUCCGCCUCUUUCGACGACGAAGAACCCCUCCUCGACGAACUCGGCAUCCAUCCGGACCAAAUCUGGCACAAAACAAAAUCCAUCCUCAACCCUUUCCGGGUCAACCCGACGGCCCACAAAGACUCGGACCUAUCCGGCCCAAUCUUCCUCUACUUAUCCCUCUGCUUAUUCCAACUCCUCGCCGGCAAGAUCCAAUUCGGCGUAAUCCUCGGCUGGAUCGUCGUCUCCUCGAUUUUCCUCUAUAUAGUUUUCAAUAUGUUAGCGGGACGCAACGGCAACCUGGAUCUGCACACGUGUACGAGUGUGGUUGGUUAUUGUAUGUUACCGGUGGUGAUCUUAUCAGCCGCGUCGCUUUUUAUUCCGCAAGGGAGCAGCGUCCCUAGGUAUGCAUUGGCGGGAGUUUUUGUUGUGUGGGCCACUAGGGCUUGCACCAAUUUAAUGGUGACGCUUGCUGAUGGAGGUGAAGAACAUCGUGGCCUUAUUGCGUACGCUUGUUUCUUGAUCUACACUUUGUUUUCGCUUCUUGUUAUAUUUUAAUUGAAGUCCAAUUUCUUUUAUUUUCUUUUCUCUUUAGAGUUAGUUUCUCAGUGGAUGAUAUGAAUGUAAAAGGGUUUUUUUUUUGUUGAAUUUCGAUAGCUACAAUGUUGAAUGGAACUAAAAUUUAGCAGAAUUGUGCUUUCUUUUUUUU
Theobroma umbraticum is the source of this 1000-nucleotide messenger RNA. RefSeq names its product Integral membrane Yip1 family protein. Gene Ontology annotation, biological process: endoplasmic reticulum to Golgi vesicle-mediated transport; vesicle fusion with Golgi apparatus. Lineage: Eukaryota; Viridiplantae; Streptophyta; Magnoliopsida; Malvales; Malvaceae. The record is from RefSeq and is a predicted model, not a curated record. Gene Ontology annotation, cellular component: membrane; trans-Golgi network.